AUGUAUGGCAACACAAACAUUCAGUCGAAAUCGAAAUGGGGGUCCUGUCAUCUCGUUUGAAAUCCUCAUUUCUGGAUUUAUUAAAAUUUCUAAACAAUUUGCAUUGGCUAAUCAUUCUAUUUAGUUUAUUUAAUUUGUCGGUUUGUAUUUACGAGGAUCAAAUAGGAAAAUUUGACUGGCGUCAAAGUUAUGUGGGAAGAAUAAAGUUUGCUCAGUAUGAUACAACUUCGACUGCUAAGAAAAUUAUUGUGGCUACAGAGGAGAAUGUUAUUGCCGCCUUGAAUUUGAAGACUGGUGAGGUGUUGUGGCGACAUGUGCUGGAGACAGCCUCGAGGGGCAACAUUCAGAUGCUCCAUGUGAGUGACAAGCGACCUACCUUCAUCACCGUGUCAGGCAACACUAGUCCGUAUGUUGUACGGAAAUGGAGCUCAAAUACUGGUAUAUUGCUAUGGGAGAUGCCACUAACAUUGAACACGGCACGGCCAGAACUGGCCAGGUUCUUUGUGGAAGACGACCAGCUGAUCCAAGUAGCAGUGGUGCCGGGUGCUCGCCUCGAGCUCGCCUUGUACAAUGUCAUGAGAGACUCGGACUGGAAGAAACAAGCUGCUCAAUCAAUCUCAGCCGAAUGGACCAAUGAGAACUGUGUCAUAUCAAUACCGAACUACAUCUGUGUCUCUGGCAACCAAGUGCACAUAGUCAAUGUCAAGAAAAUAUUGAACAGGGAAGAGGACUACAAGCCUCUUGUCAAGCCACUGUCGGAGUUUGAGGACCUACAAACGUUUGAAGGAGGGUUGAAACCUCUGGUUGGAAGCAACAAAGUGUCAGGCUUCAUCCUAGACAACAAGAAGCUGAUCCUGAUCCAGCACAACACAUUAGUAGCGGCUGCCAUCGCGCUCUCUCCAGGCGGUGAAGUCGCGAGCGUGGACGCGGCGGCUGCGCCCGCGUUGCUGCAGACCUGGCACCAGGAAUCUACGGGCGUGCAACUGACGGCCACAUGCCUCACCACCUUCAAGAAGCUACCGGAAGUGUCGCUCCCGGAGCGCGCGCUGGCCACACCGGAACCGGAAGUGGCGGCGGCCAUGUGCACGGGCGCGCGCGACCAGCUCGCCUGCCGCUUCCUGCUGCUCGGAGCUGAUGACUCGGUGACUUUGGUGACGCAAGCAGGUCGCGUGCUAUGGACUCGCGAGGAAGCUCUCGCCAAUGUGGUGAAGGCGGAGAUGGUGGACCUGCCCGUGUCUGAGGAAGAGGCCGCCAUCGAGACCGAGUUCAACCAGAAGGAAGGUUCAAUCUGGCUAGCAUUCUCCCGGCGUCUCGAAGCCGGUUGGCUGCAGCUUCUGCACCUGGCUCGUGAUUGGCCGCGCGUGGGCGACGCGGGGGCGGAGGGGACCGGCGCGGGGCAGGGGGCGGGGCUAGUGAAGGACUACUUCAACUUGCACAAGAUCAUUUUGGCGGUCACUGAAGUUGGCAAGAUCUUCGGCAUCGACAGUCUGACCGGCGACAUCGUGUGGAGUCGUUUCGAGCCCCAACUGGACACUUCGGGGGCGCUGAUAUUCGUGCGCCGCCCCGCGAGACACCGCCCCUUCACGCCCUAUGUUACUGUGCUCGGGAAACAUAGCGAGACAGGCAACGGCCUGCUAAUCAGCUUCAACCCGAUCACCGGGUCCCCUACAGGCGAGCGAGUCCUACACCUGGACACGCCACUGCUGCAGGCGGCUCUGCUGCACCAGCCCGACCGAGAACAGCUGCAUGCGCUGCUCCUGCUGGAUAGAGACGAGAAUGUUCUAGUGCUGCCCCGCUCGUCGGCGCCUCUAGUCCGCGACAUGUACAUGUACGUGGCCCACACCGCGCCCGCCAGAGUGCACGGGUACGCACUGCAGUAUGAUGGGCAGUCAGUAACCGCCCAGCGCACCUGGUCCCUAUCCCUGGGCGGCCCCACAUCCCGCCUGGCUUGCGCGGCGCCCACGCGGCCCGAGCGCGCGCAGUCGGCCGGCCGCGUGCUGGCCGACCGCACCGUGCUGUACAAGCACCUCGACCCCAACGCCGUGCUGUUUGUGCUGCAGGACGGAGACUCAGUAGUAGCAACCGUAGUCGACGUGGUCUCCGGCGGCGUGGUGGCUGCGCAGGCACACCGGCGGGCGCGAGCCACGCCCCACGCCUUGUACAUGGAACACUUCCUGGCCUACUUGUACCACAACGAGAAGCAGAGGCGAACUGAGAUUGCAACAAUGGAGCUCUACGAAGGUUCCACCCGCCGGCUAGACUCGGGCACCCCGUUCAGUUCUCUUAACCCGUCGGGCGCCGUGCAUAUCGCGCGGCAGAGCUACGUGUUGGGCGCGGGCGUGGUCGCCGCGGCACUCACACGCACGCCACGGCUUAUUACUGAUAAACACGCACUAUUGGCGCUAUCCACCGGAGCCGUGAUCGAGAUGCCGUGGGCCUACCUGGACCCGCGCCGCCCCCUCUCCCCCACCCCCGAGCAGAGGGAAGAGGGCCUUAUUCCCUACGCACCAGAGUUGCCUUUACCAGCUGAGAAUGUGCUCAAUUACAACAGAACUCUGACUCGUGUGCAUGGAAUUUACACAGCGCCAGCCGAUUUGGAGUCUAUCUCGCUUGUUUUCGUUACUGGACUUGAUCUCUUCUACACCCGCGUGGCGCCAUCAAAGACGUUCGAUCUCCUGAAGGAAGACUUUGACUACUACCUGAUUCUGUUAGUGUUAGGAGCCCUAGUCGCGGCCACUUACAGCACCAAAUACUUUGCAUCGCGUAAAAUGUUGCGUCAAGCGUGGAAGUGAUCAACUAAGCCCUUAUUUCUGGACGCAACUCUCGAUCGAGUUUUAAAAACGAAUAUCUAAGUAAGGGUCGCCCUUCGAUUUUCGUAAGUUAACCUAAGAUAAGACAGGGUUGAUUUUGUGGUUACUUGUGUCAAAAUGUGUAUGUGUGACUUGAGUUUUUGUGUUCUACAUCCCCCACUAUCAACUUGCAAGAGAGUAUAUAGUUUGGUUUUUGGUUGUGAGUCUGAAGUUUACUAUUUAUAAAAUCAAAUGGGUGUAGCGGAGGUGCCGCACAAAAUGCAUGAAACAAUUGCGAUGUAUCCCAUGUCUCGAUUCCAUUUAGUGGGACUCCGUUGCUGCAUUAAACUUAUCAGUCCCAAGCAACUAAUAUUGUUCUAUCCGAUUAGACCGGUAUGUUAAU
Messenger RNA from Plutella xylostella (diamondback moth), 3192 nucleotides. NCBI's taxonomy places the organism in Eukaryota, Metazoa, Arthropoda, Insecta, Lepidoptera, Plutellidae. The record is from RefSeq and is a predicted model, not a curated record.